CAUGUUAAGAAGCCUGGCUCAGGGCAGCGCAAAGCCACUUCAGCUCAGCUCCCUUCAAGAAUAAACAGCAGCAACAGCAGAAGAAUGCCUUUCCGAGGAUUUUGCCUUCUUGUGUGCCUUUUUUGUAUGGCACAUUUGACAAUUCAGCAAGGCACCAGAUCCAAGAAAAAGGCAGAGCCCAAAAGAGAUGUAAACUUCAAAAUGCUUGCAGACUUAAAUGAGAGGCUGGACAAUCUCUCCCAGGAGGUGGCUUUGCUCAAGGAAAAGCAAGCACUUCAAACAGUUUGUCUGAAAGGCACCAAGAUCAACCUAAAAUGUAUCCUGGCUUUUUCUGAUGCAAAGACCUAUCAUGAGGCCAGUGAAGACUGCAUCUCUCAAGGUGGCACUCUCACUACGCCGGUGACAGGUGACGAAAAUGAUGCUCUCUAUGACUAUGCGAGGAAGAUCCUGGGGCCUGAAACAGAAGUUUGGCUUGGCAUUAACGACCUCGCGGUUGAAGGGAAAUGGGUGGACAUGACCAGCAGCAGCAUCAGCUACAAGAACUGGGAAACGGAGAUCACCACCCAGCCUGAUGGAGGGAAGCAAGAAAACUGUGCAGCACUUUCCGGGGUUGCUGUUGGGAAGUGGUUUGACAAGAAGUGCCGAGACCCGCUGCCCUACACGUGCCAGUUCGCGAUUGUUUAAUGGUGAGGCUCCUGGUGCGGAAGAACAGAGUAAAGCAUUCCGUGUGACACCUGGAAGAGAGCCGUGUGUGUAUAUCUGUAUGCAUCUAAAUAUACAUACACAUCUACAAGGAAAACACACACACAUGUAUACUCUUGGCACAUAAAGUCAUGGCUUGGUAAUGGAUUAGAUCUAUGCUGCACUUUAAUUGACUGAAAGCUACAUCCACCAUUUUAGCAGCUACGUUAUUCUUACUAAGGCGUGAGUUAUAGAUAUAUAUUUUUACACACAAGAUUUAUUAGGCUUUAUUGUCUGAGCAUCCAUUGCAAAAAAUACUAUGAUACUUAGUUUGCUGUUGCAUGUAAUUUUCUUGAAAUCUUCUUUGUUUCCUGCUGAUUGCACCAAAUUAAACCCACAUUGCCAAAUUGUCCUGUUUAUCAUCUAUUCAGCUGGAAAGCUGGAAAGGUCUCAGCACAGCCUGCUUUCAUUUAAUGUCACACCCUUCUUAUGGCCACAUUGCCAAGUCGCAUAAAUCCACUUAGCAACUUCUAGCACCACUUAAAUCAGAGUUAAGCAGAGCCACUUGAGCCUAAGCUGUUACCCUGAGCAAUGUGGGUGACAACAGGAGAAGCCAAAGCAGAACCAACAAAAGCAUCCACCCCUUUGUGUGAACUAAAGACACAAUCUAAGAACUUUGCAUCCAUCGGUGCUACAGUAACUUCCAUCUGGUUGAACACAUCUGACUGGAAGCACAAAGCAAAAAGGAAUGAGAAGGAAGGGUGACUCGGGGGAACAUGCAACCAUCAGCAAACCAAGAUUAUCAUGUGGCGGUGGUGAAGUAAUAGGGACUGCAAGAUGCUGAAAAGUCACUAUAGCUCCAACCUGUGUCAUCUUCUCCUCAACUGGAACUGAAGGAAAGAAGUCCGUGCUUCUUCUGGAGAAGACAGUGCCAGUCUAGUGCCUCCCUACCUCAGCAGCAUGAAUGGAUCAAUCCUUCACCCAAUGCAGAACUUUUUCACACUCUCUCUAAGGGCAUGUGUGCAUUUGCACACGUGGAUCACUUGCAUCCACAAAGGGGGGCAUUUCCAUUCGCUCACAGGGAUAGGAUUGGCUUCCUCUGUUUAAAGGAGUAAAGAAGAAAUAUACAUCAAACCCCCAGAGUCUGGUACAUAUUGCCGAAUUGUGAAAACCCUCUUCUAAAAUCCAGUGGAGAUGCCUUGCUUGCUAGUUUUACAGGGCAACAUGCAGUUACAAGUAUCUUUCAGAUUUUAUAGCAAGUCAACUAGAAUAGAAGGAUCGAGAAGUAAGACUAUCACUGCCAAACUUUCUGUUGAGAUUAUCAUGGAAUAAAGACAUAUGACUUGAUAUAA
Messenger RNA from Varanus komodoensis (Komodo dragon), 2033 nucleotides. RefSeq names its product C-type lectin domain family 3 member B (gene CLEC3B). The transcript is spliced from 3 exons. Lineage: Eukaryota; Metazoa; Chordata; Lepidosauria; Squamata; Varanidae. The coding region runs from base 85 to 684 and encodes 199 amino acids. The record is from RefSeq and is a predicted model, not a curated record.